Messenger RNA from Benincasa hispida (wax gourd), 390 nucleotides. The record is from RefSeq and is a predicted model, not a curated record. Lineage: Eukaryota; Viridiplantae; Streptophyta; Magnoliopsida; Cucurbitales; Cucurbitaceae.
AUGGAGGAGUGUCCUCCCGUUCUGCCUCCUAAUGCUCCUCGAAAUGUUCGGGAAGCAUAUGAGCGUUGGACAAGGGAAAACGAAAAGGCCCAAGCAUAUAUUUUGGCAAGCCUUAACGAAGUCUUGGCAAAGAAUCAUGAGCCCAUGCUCACAGCCCGUGAGAUCAUGGAGUCGCUGAGGGGAAUGCUCGGACAAUCGUCUGCACAGCUCAGGCAUGAUGCUCUCAACACCAAAAAGUGGAUGAAGAAAAAGGGUGGAAAGAGAAAGGCUGCUAACCCAGUAGUUACUGCACCAAGGGGUGGACAACCCGUCAAGGCUGACAAAGAAAAAUGUUUUCAUUGCAAUCGAGAUGGGCACUGGAAAAGGAACUACCCCAGAUAUUUAGCAUAA